AUGGCAGCCAUGUCCCUGAACGCCUGGCACCAGGAGGCGGUGACUUUCAAGGACGUGGCUGUCUACUUCACCCGGACAGAAUGGGCUGGCCUUUCUCUUGCACAGAGAGACCUGUUCAGGGAGGUGAUGCUGACAAAUUAUGGGAACUUGACUUCUUCAGGAUACCCAGUUUGCAGACUUGCCCUGAUCUCACUUCUGGAAGGAGGGCAUUUGCCUUGGGGUCUGGAGCCAUAGGACGAUCCCCCUGCAGAGGGUACCAGUGAUGUCUCUAAAGGUAGGCGUACCAACAUUGACAGUGAGUCCACAUCAACUCAGGGAAUUUCUGAAGAAAGAGAUGUGAUGAUAUCACAUGGGCUGCCACAGAGUGUUUCUCCGGAAAGUGACUUUCCAGAGACAUGUGAACCAGAGAAACACCAGGAAAUCCCCACGGUGAAAAAUAUUAAAAGAAAGGAUGAGAGUAUCCUCUGUUCAAGGAAACGCUUCAGAUGUGAGGAGUGUGGGAGAUGCUUCACCUUUUUUUCUUACUAUGUGAGACACCAGAGAAUCCACCCUGGGGAGAAACCCUUUGAGUGUAAUGAGUGUGGGAAAUCCUUUAAUGGCAAUUCUUCAUUAAUUCGGCACCAGAGAAUCCAUACUGGAGAAAAAACCUAUCAGUGUGAGGAAUGUGGGCAAGCCUUUAAUAGUGCAGAUCUGAUCAGGCUUCAGAGAGUCCACAGUGGAGACAGGCCCAGUGUCUGCCAGGAGUGUGGAAAUGGCUUCCACAGUAGUUCUGAGUUGGUUAUACACCAGAGUAUCCACACUGGGGAGAACUUUGAGUUUAAUGAGUGUGGAAAAGCUUUCACUGUUAAGUCAACACUAAGUAGGCAUCAGAGGAUCCACAGUGGAGAGAAACCAUAUGAGUGUCUCAAAAGUGGGAAAACCUUUGGAACUUCCUCCCAGCUACAUCAUCAUGCGUAUGUUCACGCUAGAGAGAGACCUGUCCUGGACUACGUAAUUGAAGGAAAUGCUAAAUUUCGGUUAGAGAUCAGCGAAAACAACAGUCAACUUUCUCCGCCAUUCAAGGUCUCCGAGGACCGCAGGUUAAGAAGCCCCCGCCCCCCGGGGCCCGAAGCCUGGGGACAACCGAGCGGCGCGCUCCGGCGUCCUAGAGAGGAGCUCGUGAGUGGUGGGCUUUGUCGCCGGGCAUCUCUGCUAGGGACGCACCCUUCGCCCUUGGAGGAGGCUGCCUCCUGCGUCCCGGAAACCGUGUCGGAGGGAGGCGGAGGCUGGCUACCUGCCGGCCAGUGCUGCCUUCCCUUGGGUGGCUUCGCUCGCCCCAGCCCACAGCUGCCGCUUUGGGACGAAGAGCUGUGGACGGAAAGUAGGCGCUCUGUGUGCGCGACACAGCUCGCCCUGCCCUUUGGCCCCGCCACUACCUACCGAGCCGCUGCCUGGCAGCUGCGGCUCCAAGUUCCAGGCAUGCGGCUGGAAAGGAGCCAAGCGUGGGCCCCACCCUCCGGGAGCUUUCAGUUUAGUGGGAAAGUCACAUAG
Molecule: messenger RNA, 1530 nt
Organism: Lontra canadensis (Northern American river otter)
Lineage: Eukaryota; Metazoa; Chordata; Mammalia; Carnivora; Mustelidae
Product: zinc finger protein 19-like
Biological process (GO): negative regulation of transcription by RNA polymerase II
Molecular function (GO): DNA-binding transcription repressor activity, RNA polymerase II-specific
Source: RefSeq, a predicted model, not a curated record